Molecule: messenger RNA, 894 nt
Organism: Monopterus albus (swamp eel)
Lineage: Eukaryota; Metazoa; Chordata; Actinopteri; Synbranchiformes; Synbranchidae
Product: heat shock protein 30-like
Exons: 1
Coding region: 138-761 (207 amino acids)
Biological process (GO): protein refolding; response to heat
Cellular component (GO): nucleus; cytoplasm
Source: RefSeq, a predicted model, not a curated record
CCUCUAGUGAGAACAUAAAAGCUGGGCCAGUCCCACUGCUGAGACAGAAAGCAACACGAGCAACACUGAAGAAAACAGACUCCUUAACAGUGUCUCUACUUACAGCAAGAGGACUUGACGCUAAACACACGCUGAAGAUGCUGUGCUCUCAUGGAUUCCAGUCUGCCCUCAGUCCAUUCAUGGACUUCCACUGGCCUGUACGCAGUCUGUGGCCAGAGGUCAGACCUCUGCUCUACCAGCAGGAUCUACUGCGGAGAAACCUACAGGAGCUGCGCUGCAGUCUGGAGCUGAUGCACAAACUUCAACAUAAGAUCCUGGAGGAGACAGAGCCUUUCCAAAGCAGUGUGGCCGUGCAGCCGGUCUCCUACCAGCUGGACAAAGAGGGAGAGCACUUUGGCCUGACCCUGGACACUCGCGGCUUCUCCCCAGAGGAGCUGUCUGUGAGGCAGGUGGGCAGGAAGCUGAGAGUCAGUGGGAAGACAGAGAAGAAGCAGGAGGAUGGGAAAGGCUCCUACUCUUACAGACUGCAGGAGUUCAGACAGGAGUUUGAUCUGCCUGAAGGACUGAACCCUGAAGCCGUCACAUGCUGCCUGGCUCCAGACGGGAAGCUCCACAUCCAGGCCCCCAAAGCUCCAUGUGCUGAGGAGGCUGAGAGAGAGCUGACUAUCAAGAGGAGCUCGGAGGAGGAGAAAACUCAGCAGAGUGUGUGUUCACACCCAGAAGGCAGCGGCACAGAGAGAGACAGCAGCACACAGGACUGAACACAUGGACUGACCACAAUGUUGCUGUGCCAAUGACAAGUAUUUAUAUAUAUGAACAUAUGUGUUUGUUUUAUAUUUGUAUGUAACCGGACAUGAUAAAUAAAAAUAAUAAAUUGUAAUUAUCAGUUUAUGU